Molecule: messenger RNA, 1188 nt
Organism: Carassius carassius (crucian carp)
Lineage: Eukaryota; Metazoa; Chordata; Actinopteri; Cypriniformes; Cyprinidae
Product: serine/threonine-protein kinase pim-1-like
Exons: 9
Coding region: 1-1188 (395 amino acids)
Biological process (GO): protein autophosphorylation; negative regulation of apoptotic process; regulation of mitotic cell cycle
Cellular component (GO): cytoplasm
Molecular function (GO): ATP binding; protein serine/threonine kinase activity
Source: RefSeq, a predicted model, not a curated record
AUGAAGACGUGGAAGUUUGGAUCUCCACACCGUCUUCCAGAGGAGAAGGAUCUCAACAUCCUGGCAAAUAGAGGCCCAGAUAGCCACGGAUGUGAUCUCAGCACACCCCCAAAACCCAGCAGCAGCACAGAGGAACAACAUCCUCACGAGAGCACUGCUGAUGCUGCUGAGGGAAACGACCAGGAGAGGAAGGUGAUGGAGAAAGUGAAGAAGAAAAAGAAGUGGUGGAGGGUGGCCUCUUUGUUUGGAGCUGUGAAGAAACAUCUGAAGCGCAGCUCGAACCCAGUUCAGGGUGAAGAAGAGCUGCAGCAAGAGCAAGAGCAGAGUGAGGGAGUGAAGAACCAGAAAGAACAGAAAGCCAGAUACAGUGAUGCAUCUUGUUUGGUCUCUAAUUGCCACUACCAGCUGGGUGAUCUGCUGGGUGAAGGUGGAUUUGGUUCUGUGUAUGAGGCUAGACGUUUGGAGGAUGACCUUAAAGUGGCGGUCAAAUAUGUUAAUAAGACCAAAAACUACAGGGAAAGUUUAUACAUUCCUGGAUAUCAGCAACUUGUUCCACUGGAGAUCGCCCUCACAAUCCUGGCAAAUAAAGGCCCCAGAGUGCCAGAGAUCAUCCAGCUGCUGGACUGGAAGGACUACGAUGACCAUUUCGUCAUGAUCCUUGAAUGUCCCUCUCCUUGCGAGACUUUGGAAGACUUUGUGGGGCGUCAGGGUGGAAGUCUCAACGAGAGCUUAGCACGGCGAGUCAUGAUGCAGGUGGCUCAGGCUGCGAACGUGUGCUGCCAGCGCCAAGUGUUCCACCGUGACAUCAAACUGAACAACCUUCUCAUCAACAACCAGACACUUGAAGUCAAACUAAUUGACUUUGGGUGUGGGGAUAUUCUGAGGACAACAGUCUACAUGUCAUACUCUGGCACAGCAACAUACUCCCCUCCUGAGUUUCACAUAAAGGGAAAGUACCACGGCAAGCCUGCGACGGUUUGGUCACUGGGGGUUCUGUUAUUUAAAAUAGUGGCUGGAUAUUAUCCAAGUUUCUUAGAUCUGCACAUACUCAAACUGAACCUCUGGUCCAAAACUGGUCUGUCAAACGAAUGCUGCAGAUUGCUCCGCGUUCUCCUGCAAAUAAAGCCAAAGAACCGAAUUCAACUGGAGGAAAUCCUUUCCCACAAGUGGUUUACGGUCACCACAUAA